Messenger RNA from Dioscorea cayenensis subsp. rotundata (Guinea yam), 1447 nucleotides. Its product is annotated as extensin-like. The transcript has a single exon. Bases 143 to 1447 code for a protein of 434 amino acids. Lineage: Eukaryota; Viridiplantae; Streptophyta; Magnoliopsida; Dioscoreales; Dioscoreaceae. The record is from RefSeq and is a predicted model, not a curated record.
UACUUACAACCUCUUCAAACAUCAACCAAACUACCUGUCAAUCAAAAGCUAAUACAAGUAACACCCCUCAAAAGUCAAAAGUAUCAACCAGAAUGCUGUUGCUGCUGCCUUCUCUUCUUCCCUAAACUUCCUAACAACCAGAAUGCUCUUCCCUUCUCCAACCCAACUAACAUUAUCACUAACACUAACACUAACACCAUCAUGCUCCUCCGUCCCACCAUCAUCUUUCUCCGUCCACUUCCUCGUCUCUCCCAAACCACAUCAUCAUCAUCAUCAUCAUCAUCAUUACACUCCUUCACCUCCAACUCCAAUGUCUACCCCGACGACCCUGAUCCUGAUCCUGAUCCUGAUCCUGAUCCUGAUCCUCCUCUUGCCCCCGACCUCUUCCCAUCCCCUUACCAACGCUCCGGCUCUUACACUCAGGGUGACGCCACCUACCUCUCCCUCGCUCUCUCCGCCUCCGACCCCACCUCCGUCCACCGUCUCCUAUCCCGCAUGCGUCUCCACCCUCACCGUCUCUUCCCUGAACGCCUCUUCUUCCCUCUUUUCCGCAUCUUCUCUCGUUUCAACCUCCCUCUCGACGCCCUCCACCUGUUCGAUGAAAUGCAUCCCUCCUUCAACUGUCCCCCCACCGUUCGCUCCCUCAACUCCACCCUCUCCGCCCUCCUCUCCUCCCCUUCCUCCCUCCCUCUCGCCCUCCCCUUCUACUCUCGCGCCCUCCGCUCCUACCCCUCUAUCUCCCCCAAUCUCCUCACCUCCAACCUCCUCCUCAAAGCCCUCUCCCAUUCCCCUUCCUCCCUCGACCGCGCCAUCCACCUCUUUCGCUCCCUCCCUCCCGCGACGCCUACUCGUAUUCCACCCUCAUCGACGCCCCUCUCCCGCUUUGACCGCCUCAAUGAAGCCUUCUCCCUCCUCGACGAGAUGCAGCUCGACGGCGUCCCCCCCACUUCAAUCACCUUCAACUCCCUUCUCCGCUCCCUCUGCCGCUCCGGCGACCUUUCCCGCGCCUCUAAACUCACCCGCUACAUGCUCCUCAAAGGCUGCCCUCCCACCACCGCCACCUACAACACCCUCAUUCACUCCCUCUGCCUCCACGGCAACCUCGACGCCGCUCUCUCCCUCCUCCACCGCAUGCACCGCGACGCCUGCCAACCCAACGAGAUUACCUACGGCGCCAUCAUCGACGGCCCUCGUCAAGCUCCGCCGCCCCUCUGACGCUCGCAGCAUCGUCAUCGACAUGGACGCGCGAGGUGUUCGACCAAAUGCCUUCAUUUACUCCGCGCUCAUCACCGGCUUUUUUUCCGCUGCGGAGAUCCAGAUGCUGCCAUCGAAACUUGGACGGCCAUGGUCGAGCGCGGCGUCAAGCCCAACACCGUCGUCUUCUCCGCUUUCAUCGACGGCCUCUGCCGGCAUGGCAAAGCCGACGAGGCGGAGCAUCUCUCUCUAA